AUGGCUCUUCCGUGGGUUCAAGAGCUCCAUUUCGCUCACCUGAAAAUCUCUCUGACCAUCGAUGGCAUUGUUCCUGUCAUGCCCUCAAGCUCCAUUCCUGCUAGCCCUGGCGACAGCCUUUACCUCUCUAACCUCGACGACAUGAUCGGAGCACGCGUCUUCACCCCUACAAUAUAUUUUUAUCAGUCAGGUAACAUAAAUUCCAGCCAAAAACCUGUCAUGAAAAUACUAGGUGAUGCUCUUGCACAAGUCCUAGUCCCUUACUAUCCUUUAUCAGGCCGGCUUAGAGAGACCGAAAAUGGUAAGCUCGAAGUGUUUUUUGGACCUAAACAAGGGGCGCUCAUGGUGGAGGCACACUCUGAAAUGGCGUUGGCAGAUUUAGGAGACCUCACAGUGCCGAACCCUGGUUGGGAACCGUUGAUCUUCAAGUUCCCUGAUGAGGAGCCGUACAAAGUUCUUGACAUGCCAUUGGUCAUAGCUCAGGUAACUGUUUUUAGAUGUGGUGGGUUUAGCCUAGGCUUGAGGCUCUGCCAUUGUAUUUGUGAUGGAAUUGGUGCCAUGCAAUUUGUUGGGGCAUGGGCUGCCACAGCAAAGGCAGGGACCUUGAUAACAAACCCUCAGCCAUGUUGGGAGAGGGAACUCUUUCUGCCUCGCAACCCUCCGGUGGCGAAAUUCCGACAUGUCGAGUUUAUGAGAAUUGAAGAGGGGUCGAGCCUAACAAUGAGUCUUUGGCAAACCAAGCCUGUUCAGAAGUGUUACCGGGUUAGCCGGGAGUUCCAAUCUCAUCUGAAAAAUCUGGCUCAGCCGGAUGAUGAUGCUUUUUCAUGCACUACCUUUGAUGCUAUGGCUGCUCAUAUAUGGAGGUCAUGGGUGAGAGCACUCGAUGUAAAACCACUAAACUAUGAGCUUCGGCUUACAUUUUCCGUCAAUGCUCGCCAGAAGCUGCAAAACCCACCAUUAAAAGACGGGUUUUACGGCAACGUGCUGUGCGUGGCAUGCGCAACAAGCACCGUCUCAAAGCUUGUAAAUGAACGGCUUUCUGACACAACCCGUUUAGUUCGCGAAGCAAGACUUAAUGUUUCAGAGGAGUAUUUGAAGUCUACGGUGGAUUUCAUUGAGGUGGACAGGCCAAAACAACUUGAAUUUGGAGGAAAAUUGACAAUUACUCAAUGGACUAGAUUUUCCAUAUACGAGGGUUCAGAUUUUGGGUGGGCAAGGCCAAUAUAUGCUGGUCCUAUAGAUCUGACUCCCACACCUCAAGUUUGUGUGUUCCUCCCAGAAGGAAAUGCUGAUCUUAAUGGGACAAUGGUGAUGUGCAUUUGCCUACCAGAGGUCGUUACUGAUAAGUUUACAGAGAACGCCGUGGUUGCCAAACAGGAGGAACAAUCUGAAGGUGGCGGAUUUUGGGUUGGCCGUGUGGUUGCCAGAGGGGAAAUGCGUCGGAGGGGUCGUGGGAACGCAAUAUUAUGUGGCGCCGAAGGUGCUGAUGGGGAGGGAGUACAAUGCGAAGGUGGAUGUGUGGAGUGUCAAAGUGAUUUUGUACAUAAUGUUGGCUGGCGUUUUGCCGUUUUAUGGCGAGUCUACUGCAGAGAUUUUCGAGGCAGCAUUGAGGGGGAACUUGAGGUUGUUGAGGCGGAUCUUCGGCACGGUGUCGCCCGCGGCCAAGGACUUGUUGAGGAAGAUGAUUUGCAGGGAUGCUUCAAGAAGGUUUUCUGCGGACCAAGGCUUAAGUAA
Molecule: messenger RNA, 1734 nt
Organism: Corylus avellana
Lineage: Eukaryota; Viridiplantae; Streptophyta; Magnoliopsida; Fagales; Betulaceae
Source: RefSeq, a predicted model, not a curated record